Messenger RNA from Phlebotomus argentipes, 1575 nucleotides. It is a transcript of the gene Cyp303a1, whose product is annotated as probable cytochrome P450 303a1. Lineage: Eukaryota; Metazoa; Arthropoda; Insecta; Diptera; Psychodidae. Gene Ontology annotation, molecular function: heme binding; monooxygenase activity; iron ion binding. The record is from RefSeq and is a predicted model, not a curated record. Bases 1 to 1575 code for a protein of 524 amino acids. The transcript has 3 exons.
AUGAUAACACUCGGCGGGAAUUAUCUGCAAGUUUUGGAUUAUGAGUCAAUUUUCAAUUCACUCCUAGCCAAAGUGUGGAGUCUUCCUGGACUGCUCUUCUUUCUCACUGCCGCUCUCUUCCUCAUUCUGGAUUGUCGGAAGCCUCGUGACUUCCCUCACGGUCCCUUUUGGUAUCCUAUCAUCGGCAGCGCUCUGUCCCUGCACCGUGAGAGAGAGCGGCGCGGAAUGCUUUGGAAGGCCAUUGAGUCCAUUGCUCAGCGCUAUGACAAGCAGCGCAGAGGAAUUGUGGGCUUCAAAGUGGGCAAGGACAGAGUGGCUUUCGUCUACACGAGCGCUGCCAUCAAGGACAUGAUGAGCAGGGAAGAGAUCGACGGUAGGCCCACGGGUCCAUUCUAUGAAACGAGAACUUGGAACAUGCGAAGAGGAGUUCUGCUGACGGACGAGGACUUCUGGAUGGAACAGAGGCGCUUUGUGGUGCGUCAUCUCAAAGAGUUUGGCUUCGCCAGGCGAGGAAUGGUGGAAUUGAUCCAGCAAGAGGCGGAAUUUCUCUAUGAAGACGUGAAGAAGAUGGUAGACAGCGGAGGAGGAUCAAUCCUGAUUGAGAUGCAGAACCUUCUCAACAUAUACAUUCUCAAUACUCUGUGGACUAUGAUGGCCGGGAAGCGCUACUCCAGAGACAAUCAGAAGCUGAAGAAUCUGCAGAGAAUUCUACACGAGCUCUUCGCCAGCAUCGACAUGAUGGGCGCUCAGUUCAGCCACUUUCCCUUCCUGAGGUACAUCGCUCCCGAGAUGUCCGGAUACAAGCAGUUCGUGGAGUGCCACAAGUCCAUGCAUGAGUUCGUCCAGGAGGAAGUGGAGCACCACAAACUCAACAUGAAGAUGGACGAUGAGCCCAACGAUCUCAUGGACGUUUACCUUCGCGCCCUAAACUCACCCAACAAGAGCGACAGUUUCUCGGAGAAGCAAUUACUCGCCAUCUGCCUGGACAUGUUCAUUGCCGGAUCUGAGACCACUAGCAAGACUCUGGGCUUCUCCAUUCUCAACCUCGUCCGAGAUCAGAGAGUGCAGAAGAAGAUGCAGGAAGAAAUCGACACUGUCGUCGGCAGAGAGAGACUCCCAAAACUCGAGGAUCGAGUCAACAUGCCGUACUGCGAAGCAGUCGUCCUCGAGGGACUGCGCUUCUUCAUGUCCAACACCUUCGGAAUCCCUCAUCGUGCGCUGCGAGACACCACUCUGUGUGGCUACACCAUCCCCAAGGACACCAUGGUCGUGGCCGCAUUCUUCGGGAUGUGCCGCGACGGUGACACUUAUGCGGAUCCUGCCAAAUUCGAGCCGGAACACUUCCUCCAGAACGGCAAGGUGACCAUCCCAGACCAAUACGCGCCCUUCGGCGUGGGCAAGAGGCGCUGCAUGGGCGAGAUGAUGGCGCGCAGCAACUUGUUUCUCUUUCUCACGACGCUCUUCCAGAACUUCCGCAUCUACGUGCCGGAUGGACUGCCACCGCCACCAGAGGACCCCAUGGACGGUGCGACGCCCAGCGUAAGGCAAUAUAAAGCCGUGAUCACGUACCGAUAA